AUGUCUGAGGAACAGAAAGGUGCUUCCAAUAAUGAACGCCUCCUGGCUGCUGCGCGAACAGACAACGAAGAACUGCUGCUCGAGGUAUUCGAGCAGGGAGGCUUUGACAUCAACUGUCAAGAUGGACUUGGAAAUACUCCUCUUCAUAACGCUGUGUUGAACGGCUCAACAGAUGUCCUUGAGCACAUCCUAUCACACGAAGAAUGCGAUGUCGACCCUGUUAAUCGCCUCCAAAAGGCCACACCACUACACUUAGCCGUUCAAAUCCAACAUGUUGAGCUUCGACGGCACACUGUCGAGAGCCUGCUAGAAGCCGGGGCUGAUAUAACAAUAAAAGACAAGAAUGGGGAGACCGCACUCGAUCUCCUUCCGCUUGACGAUAUGAAGACGCGAGAUCUUAUCCGCAAAUCGCAAGCACAGGCGAGUAUCUCGAGAGAUGACAUUGCAGAUGACGACGACGACGGCGAGCCGGACUCUGGGUCUGAUGAUGACUAA
Cyclocybe aegerita is the source of this 495-nucleotide messenger RNA. The record is from the annotation of a GenBank genome assembly. Lineage: Eukaryota; Fungi; Basidiomycota; Agaricomycetes; Agaricales; Hemipholiotaceae.